This is a messenger RNA of Cynara cardunculus var. scolymus (artichoke), 1153 nucleotides long. RefSeq names its product sm-like protein LSM1B. Gene Ontology annotation, cellular component: Lsm1-7-Pat1 complex; P-body. The transcript has 5 exons. Lineage: Eukaryota; Viridiplantae; Streptophyta; Magnoliopsida; Asterales; Asteraceae. Gene Ontology annotation, biological process: deadenylation-dependent decapping of nuclear-transcribed mRNA. The record is from RefSeq and is a predicted model, not a curated record. The coding region runs from base 281 to 733 and encodes 150 amino acids. Gene Ontology annotation, molecular function: RNA cap binding.
UCCAGAUUUGGGGAUUGUUAAUUAGGGUUUAUAGAUAGAUCUGGACGGGAAAAGAGAAAAGAAACAACUAACACUCUUUCUUACUGUUUUUGAUAUCGAGAGUGUGUGUUGGAUUCGAUAUUUCGGGUUAGUUGUCGGUUUUUUUUUUAUCGAUUUCGCAGAUCGUUAGGUUUUACUAGUUUUAUAGGGUUUUUUUUGUUCUGUCGUCAUUAGAAAUCGGAAAAUUGUAGCAGGAGAUAAGAGUGUUAGGGCGAGGUAUUAGGGUGAGCUUGUGCUGCCAAUGCGAUUUGUUUCAAUUUCAAAGAAUUUUUCGGUGAUUUUUCUGAUACCGAAAAGCUUGAGUGCAAUGUCUUGGGCUGGUCCUGAAGAUAUACAUCUGUCUACUUCUCUUGCAAGCUAUCUUGAUAAGAAACUUCUCGUAUUGCUAAGAGAUGGUAGGAAGCUGUUGGGGAUACUUCGCUCUUUUGAUCAAUUUGCCAACGCUGUCCUUGAAGGGGCUUGUGAACGAGUGAUUGUUGGUGAUCUUUAUUGUGAUAUCUCGUUAGGUCUCUAUGUAAUCCGUGGCGAGAAUGUUGUUUUGAUUGGCGAGCUGGAUCUAGAGAAGGAGGAACUCCCCCCUCAUAUGACCUGUGUUUCUGAAACUGAGAUAAAAAGGGCUCAGAAAGUAGAGAGGGAAGCAACAGAUCUGAAGGGUUCAAUGAGAAAGAGGAUGGAGUUUCUUGAUAUGGACUGAUAAGAAGAUUGAAUCCCCUAUUAUUCUUUGUUACUUUUGUUGAUUAAUCAAUGUGUCAUCAUGAUAUGCCAUGUCUUCCGCAAAUAUUAGCGCGGGUGGUGGAUGCUGGCCUGGCUAUUAUCAUCAUCAUCAUCAUCAUCUGUUGGACCCUUUUGCCUCUAUAUUUCAAUUGCAUAGUAAGUAGCCCUUUCCAAAUUCACAAGGUAACCAACUGUUAUCGUUAUGUCACCCAUCUUUUUUCAGUUGGAUAGAUGUUGGGUGGUUUUGGAAUAAUGUCUUUUAGAUUUUGUUCUAUGAGUAGUAAUGUGUACAUUUUGCUAUUUUGCAUUUCUUGAAGCUUCUGUUUUCCUUUAAGAAUGUUUCUUCAGGUGUACAGUUGCAGAAAACAAUUCUAAAUGAUAAUUAAACCUUUUGUUUUAA